CCCCCCACCCAGCAUGGGGGACCCUGCCCAGCCCGCACGUCCUCCAUCCUGAGGGUGCCUGUUCCUUCCCCCAGGGCCGGCUGCAUCUCAGUGCAUGGGGUCACUGCAGUCCACGGGUCUUUGUACCGCUAGGCUGCAACGGCCAGACCCCUUCGGUCUCAGUGCACGCCCUAAAAGCCGCGGUCAGUCACCAAACCCCACCUGUACCCGGCACUGAUCCUGCGCAUCCCACGGCACUGCUCCCUGAAACAGCUGGCCUGGGCUUUGCCUCCCAAACUAACCCCUUUCCCCAGGCCGUCCCUGGGAGAGGGGCAGCAGGGGUUGAAACACUGAGCCACCCCGCCUCUCCCCCAGUAUCGCCCCUGUCUGACGUGUUGGCCUUGCACUUGCGCUUGCACAGGUGACCACGGACCUGCUGUCGCGGGGGGGCAAGGACAUCGCCUUCGCCAGCUACGGCCCCCUGUGGAAGUUCCAGCGCAAGCUGGUGCACGCGGCCCUCUCCAUGUUCGGGGAGGGCUCGCUCGCCCUCGAGAAGAUCAUCUGCCGAGAGGCCGCAUCCCUGUGUGAGACACUCAGCGCUGCACAGGAUAUGGCCCUGGAUGUGGCCCCAGAGCUCACACGGGCUGUCACCAAUGUGGUCUGCUCGCUCUGCUUCAACUCCUCAUACCAGCGUGGGGAUCCUGAGUUCGAGGCCAUGCUGGAAUACAGCCAGGGCAUCGUAGACACCGUGGCCAAGGAGAGUUUGGUGGACAUCUUCCCCUGGCUCCAGAUCUUCCCCAAUAAGGACUUGGCCCUCCUCAAGAAAUGCCUCAAGGUCAGGGACCAGCUGCUCCAGCAGAAGUUUGCUGAACACAAGGAAGCCUUCUGCAGGGACGCCGUGAGGGACCUCAUGGAUGCCCUCCUGCAAGUGAGGCUCAGCGCUGAGAACAGCAGCCCCUCGGCACUGGGGAUGGCGCUGACAGACGACCACCUGCUCAUGACGGUGGGGGACAUCUUUGGGGCUGGCGUGGAGACCACCACGACUGUGCUCAAAUGGGCUGUGCUCUACUUGCUCCACUACCCUGAGGUCCAGAGAAAGAUCCAGGAGGAGAUGGACCAGAAAAUUGGCCUGGCACGUCACCCCCACCUCAGCGACCGCCCGCUGCUGCCCUACCUGGAGGCCACCAUCAGUGAAGUGCUGCGCAUCCGGCCCGUGUCCCCCCUGCUCAUCCCACACGUGUCCCUUGCUGACACCAGCAUCGGGGAAUACUCCAUCCCCAAGGGCACCAGGGUCGUCAUCAACCUCUGGUCCGUGCACCACGAUGAGAAGGAGUGGGACAAGCCCGAGGAGUUCAACCCCGGCCGCUUCCUGGACGAGCAGGGCCAGCACAUCCACUCGCCUUCGCCCAGCUACCUGCCCUUUGGGGCUGGGAUCCGUGUGUGCCUGGGUGAAGUCCUGGCCAAGAUGGAGCUCUUCCUUUUCCUGGCGUGGGUGCUGCAGAGGUUCACGCUGGAGUGCCCCCAGGACCAGCCCCUGCCCUCGCUGGAGGGCAAGUUUGGCGUCGUGCUGCAGGUGCAGAAGUUUCAGGUGAAGGCCAGCCUGCGGGAGAGCUGGCAGGCGGCCUCGUGACCAGGCCAAGCCCUGGAUCCGGGGUGGCGGGUGGGAUGGGACAGGACAGGUGCAGCGUGGGCACCGUGGAGCCCUGAGUGGGCACCGUGGGACCACGGAAGCUGCAUGCUGCCUGCCCCACAGA
Molecule: messenger RNA, 1733 nt
Organism: Struthio camelus australis
Lineage: Eukaryota; Metazoa; Chordata; Aves; Struthioniformes; Struthionidae
Source: RefSeq, a predicted model, not a curated record